UACAGAGCAACUAUCAGCAUGUUUUCAUUUAACUCAAAAUAUAUUAUUCAAGUUGACAAUCUGUUUACAGUGAAAUCGUGCCUAAAGCGUUAGGUUCCUUCAAGAGCGGCGCCUGGAGCGUCCAGUUAUUUGUCAUCAACAGAAGCUGCUAAUGACAUUCUUGAAAUUCCUAAACAUUUGUGAAAGAUGAUUUAUUUGAAUCAGUUUUCAUGCUCAGACUAGUCCAUUUAGGAUCAAACUGUCUUUACGUUACAUCGUAUCUUUCCUUGCUACGCUUCAUUUCUGACCCGGCCACUUAUCUCGACUAGUCUGUCAAUACGUGCACAGUUCAGUACAGAACUAGCGUUGAUGCCAACUCUACAUUGAACAGCUAGACAGAAAGACAAGUUGAUUAUCAUGAGAACCUGCAUUUUGUGGGCCUCUCUGUGGGCUUCCCUGCUGCACUCUGCCUGGGCCGCUGUCGACGUCCCUGUCACCAAUCACUGGAACGGAGGCUUUCAAGCCGAAACCUGCUUCGACAUCUUUCAGGACCUACAUGCGUGGAAUGUCACGUUGACCUUUGACAUUCCGGUCACUAGUAUGAACGUUUGGACAGCUACUGUUGCUGAGACUAGAGAUGGUGGUAAGGUGUAUGUCUUACAUAAUCAGGCUUGGAACCAGGACGAACAUGUGGGAGACAGACUGUGUAUCAGUUUCUUUGCCACAACAAGUGAAGGCGAUGUGGUUCCUAAAGUCCAAGCAUCUCUGACCACAACUACAGGUGAAGUGACUACACCUGGACCACUGACAGCGGCUCCUGGUCAUACUUUAAAGCCUACUAAUGCACCAGGUACUUUCCAACCUGGAUCCAGGCUGAGUAUCGAUGGAACUCAUUUCACCUACAACAACCAAAGAAUAUUUCUCUCUGGGGUAAACCUCCCCUGGAUCAGUUACGCCUAUGACUUUGGGGAUGGGCUCUUUCAGCAACGUAAAGUCCAGCUGGAGCAUCAGAUGAGAAUGUUACACGACGCUGGAGGCAACUCCAUGAGACUUUGGAUUCACAUACAAGCGGAGACAACCCCAGCCUUCAACAGCAGUGGAAUGGUCAUUGGACUGGACACCAAAGGAACGUUCUUGAGUGAAUUUAUUGAGCUACUUAAUCUUGGACAAAAAUACGAUAUACUCAUCACGCCAUGUCUGUGGAACGCUGCUGUCAACCAAGACGCACACAACAGACUGGAUGGACUUCUUAGAGACCCAGUGAAACUCCAGUCCUACAUUGACAAUGCCUUAAUACCAUGGGCCACCGCGGUCAAAGGUCAUCCAGCUUUGGGAUCAUGGGACAUUAUGAAUGAACCUGAAGGCAUGUUGAACCCAGAAAUCGUUCACGCGGAUCCUUGUUUCGACACCACAGCUUUGAAAUAUAGUGGCGCUGGUUGGGCUGGUAAAAAAUACAACUAUGAACAAUUUCUAAGAUUUCUCAACUGGCAGGCGGCUGCAAUCAAACAGAUUGACCCCAAAUACCUGGUCAGUGUUGGUGUCUCAAAUCCCAGAUUUAACACAGACAAGUUUGGGGAUGUAGACCAUUACUCGGACAGUUGUCUGAUCAAAGCAGGUGGAAAACCAACGGGUGUCAUGGACUUCUAUCAAUUCCACUCUUACUCAUGGGAAGGCAAGUUUGUCAAAGAAUCACCCUUUUUGAACAAUUUCACAGAGUAUGUUGUCUCCAAACCAAUCCUUGUGGGGGAAUUCAACGAACAAGAUGGUGGCGGCAUGACCAUUGUCCAGAUGUUUGACUGGACUUACAAUCACGGCUACGCUGGUGCAUGGAGCUGGGAUUUCGUUGGUCACCCAGAACAGGGGAAUGGCAUUCGUCACAUAAAGGACUUGACCACCAAUGGGGUCAUACCUAUUAGCGUUCAGUGACCUACCUAGCCCACUGUCCUAAUAGCUACUAGCCUGCAUGGCUGCUCAAUAAGGACAAUGUCACGAAAUAGAUGACCUUUACAAUAAUAGGUGCCAUCGUUGUUUUUUGUUUAGACAUUUUCAGUUUUGUCUAAGUUUAGUUUCUUUUAAUUUUUUAUUCAAGUUUCCUGUUAAAACUAAAUGUGUAGACCUACACUGUGGUGGUGUAGUCUCUAGGUGGAAUAAAAGGCCAACGCCACAAAAUAUUUGUAUUUGUUCCUAAAACUAUGCUCUAGUCUGUCUUGUAGAACCGAAAAUUUAUCAUAGGUAGAAAUUUUAAAUGUUCAAUUAUGGCUUAGAAUUGGGCUGCUAUCAUGUCAAUGUCUGUACUAGUUUACAUUUUGUAAUGAGACAGAAGUCAUUGGAUCUUGAGAGAUCAUGUUGAUCUUUGGGUUCUCACGUUGAUCUUUGGGUUCUCACGUUGAUUUUUGGGUUAACAAUUUUGAUUUUUUAGGCUCACGUAAUUAUCUUGGGAUUCAUUCAUUGAUCUUUUGGUUCACAAAAAAUAGAGCUAGUUUGUGACAAUCCUAAGAGCUCAAGUUGCCCCCCUUGACAGGCCUUCUGUUGUUGUGUUUUCUCCCUUAUUCUAUGUGAUACCUUCCAAAACUUUAGAUGCAAAUAAAGUUGUUUUUUUAAUAAACAUUUACUUAAUUUUGAA
Biomphalaria glabrata is the source of this 2602-nucleotide messenger RNA. RefSeq names its product mannan endo-1,4-beta-mannosidase-like. Gene Ontology annotation, molecular function: polysaccharide binding; hydrolase activity, hydrolyzing O-glycosyl compounds. NCBI's taxonomy places the organism in Eukaryota, Metazoa, Mollusca, Gastropoda, Planorbidae. Gene Ontology annotation, biological process: carbohydrate metabolic process. The record is from RefSeq and is a predicted model, not a curated record. The transcript has 13 exons. Bases 397 to 1905 code for a protein of 502 amino acids.